AUGGAUGAAAGCGAGAACCAACAAAAUGAACUCAACGUUACCCCACUGGAAAAUUUUCAACUCCCUCUUUCUCAACAAUUCUUCUUAAGCUAUGGUGACAUAACACUUAGUGAAUCUUCGGCAACACAACUCCAUCUAGAUGAUGAAACUCUCAAUUCUAUCUCACCAAUUAAUCUUCGACCUACAAAAAAUGUACCAAUCACAACAGAAGUUAGUAGUCUUUAUAUGAAUAACUCAUCAGAAGAUAUGUUUGAUCCAAAAGUAAAAAGGAAACUUAGCUUAUUGGAAUUAAAGUUUCAAUACACAAUGUCUUGUCAUGAAAUUCACUGUCUGAAAAAAAUCAAGAAAACGCUGUCUAAAACAACAGACCCAUUUCUUCGUUCCAAUUUAAAUGAGAUUGAUGACUAUAUUCUUUGUCACAUAAGGGAAAAAAAACAUUUAAAGAAAAAAAAAAGAAAAUAUAUCAUUCAAAGAGUUUGCUACUUCUUUCACAUAGAACGAAAUUAA
Entamoeba nuttalli P19 is the source of this 507-nucleotide messenger RNA. RefSeq lists its product as hypothetical. NCBI's taxonomy places the organism in Eukaryota, Evosea, Mastigamoebida, Endamoebidae. Bases 1 to 507 code for a protein of 168 amino acids. The transcript has a single exon. The record is from RefSeq and is a predicted model, not a curated record.